GAUAACUCGGGCAGAGCAGGUACAACAGCAGAGAGAGGACAGAGCGCAGGGCACGGUACCAGGGCAGGACAGGGCAGGUGCACUGGGCAGGAGAGCAGGCAGGAGAGCAGGCAGGACAGGGUAUCAUUGCCAGGCAGCGCAGGGACAGGAGACCGAGUGGACAGAGAGCAGGAGGCGGGCAGACAAGUAGCAGCGCCAUGUACUCCAACAGGUUCGAGGGUCCCAGGAGAGGGCGAUCCUUUGAGUCUGUGAACUCCGGGAUGGACGAGAAGCACCUGAACAACGAGAUCAACAAAUCGAAUUUCAAUAAAAUUGAAGAGAAUAAGGAGAAUAAAGAGAAUUGCAAUGUGUCUGUAGAACGGGGACGAGUUGCUGUGGUCUUCUCACUCAAAAAUGAAGUCGGUGGGCUUGCGAAAGCACUGAAACUCUUCCAGGAAAAACAUGUGAAUCUAGUUCACAUCGAGUCUAGAAAAUCUAAGCGAAGGAAUUCUGAGUUUGAGAUUUUCUUGGAUUGUGACAGUAACCGGGAACAACUCAAUGAAAUCAUCCAAAUUUUGAAAAGUCAUGUUAAUGUGGUCACCCUGAAUCCACCUGACAACUCCUAUGCACAUGGUGGUGAUGUACAAAUUUAUUCCCUUAAUGCUGAUGAAAUGGAAACUCCUUGGUUUCCAAAGAAGAUUUCUGAUCUGGACAAAUGUGCGAACCGGGUGCUAAUGUAUGGCUCAGACCUGGAUGCAGAUCAUCCGGGAUUCAAAGACAAUGUCUACCGAAAACGGAGAAAAUACUUUGCAGAUCUGGCCAUGGCCUACAAACAUGGUGAGCCUAUUCCACGGGUGGAAUUCACAGAGGAAGAAGUGAAGACUUGGGGCACAGUUUUUCGAGAGCUGACCAAGCUGUAUCCAACCCAUGCCUGCAGAGAAUAUUUGAAGAACUUGCCUCUGCUGACAAAGUAUUGUGGCUAUAGGGAGGAUAAUAUUCCGCAGUUGGAGGAUGUAUCCAGGUUCCUAAAAGAAAGGACUGGGUUCACUAUACGACCAGUAGCUGGUUAUCUGUCUCCCCGAGAUUUCCUGGCUGGUCUGGCAUUUCGGGUGUUCCACUGUACUCAGUAUGUGAGACACAGCUCAGAUCCCCUCUACACCCCUGAACCUGACACAUGCCAUGAGCUGAUGGGACACGUUCCUCUUCUGGCUGAACCGAGUUUUGCUCAGUUUUCCCAGGAGAUUGGCUUGGCUUCUCUGGGAGCUUCUGAUGAAGCAGUUCAGAAACUAGCCACAUGCUACUUUUUUACUGUGGAAUUUGGUUUGUGUAAGCAAGAUGGCCAACUCAGAGUCUAUGGAGCUGGUCUGCUGUCUUCUGUCAGUGAACUGAAGUACUCACUCUCAGGAAAUUCCAAAGUGAAGCCUUUCGAUCCAAAAGUCACUUGCAAGCAGGAGUGUCUCAUCACUACAUUCCAAGAUGUCUACUUUGUUUCAGAAAGUUUUGAAGAUGCCAAAGAGAAGAUGAGGGAAUUUGCAAAGACCAUCAAGCGCCCAUUCGGUGUGAGGUACAAUCCAUACACACAGACUGUGGACGUUCUGAAGGACACCAAGAGCAUCACAAACGUUGUGAGGGAACUUCGACAGGAGCUUGAUAUUGUUUCAGAUGCCCUCAGCAGGAUCAACAAGCAAUUUGGCAUCUAACCCUACCCUGUCGCUGCCUCGAUCCCUUACCCCUGUUGCAAGCUCAUACCUGGUUGUUAUUCUUAAGGCAUGAUUAGAUAAUACCUUGACCAAUUAACUAACCAUUAACCUGCAAAAUUACAGCUUGUGAUAGCAUCUUAAAAAAAACAGACUGUAUCAGAAUGCCCUGGUUUUGAAGUAAUCUGUAUUUGGAAAACAAGCAUCCCAUUCAUGUAAACACCAAUCCUUGUUCAAGUUCUUAUCAUUACGAAAUAUCAAAACUGAAUCAGGCAUCCAGGCCGUCAUAUUAAAACAUGUGCUCUGUUCCUCUCUGCAUAGGUAUUGCCAGAGUGUCUGAGUGUUCUCAACAUGUUCCAUUGAUUAUUUCAGUAUUGUAGUUCUGUGUUCUGUCAGGCAAUUCUCCAUUUCCUCGCAAGGUUCAGAGUAGGCAGUUACAAUUCUCAAAUACGCAUUCAACAGUUUCCAUUAUUCACAUUGUUGGACCUGCAGGACCAUUGGAGAGAGCCUUUUACAAAAUAAAAAUACCACAUUCUUCAUUUAUUCAUUGGCUGCGAUUUUAAAAAAAUGUGAAUAAAUUGUCUCCUUUGUGAACAUGACAGAAUUCCUGAGGAGCAUUGCUCAUUGAAAGUUCCAUGAAUAGAAAUAAAUAGAGUAAAUGGAUAUGCACUGCCUGUCAGAAGAAAAACCAGCAUACCCGCAGCUCCAAGAAAAUGAAUUCGAAAUUAAAAAUCAAUUGAGGUUUAGUCCAAUAUUGGAGCCUGCUGCACUGACAGGUAGUCUUCAUUGAAAUAAAUUAACUAUUACAAGGUUUGGAUGAUUUAGAUCCUGACUUUUCUUUAAAAUAAGUUGGGCUGGUACUGCCAGAGAGCAGAAAUAUAAAUUCAUGAAGACGAUCCAGAAGGGAUUCCUCUGUGAAAGUUUUUAUUUGAGAUAAUCAGCCAGAAGAGAGAGAAAUUUGGAUUUCCCAUUUUUGCUGAAUCAGAAAUAUCAACAACAGAGUGAAAAUUCUGACCUCCACAAGUUCCUGUCAGGACAGUUUUUGGGGGUGAAGGGUUUAAUUCAGCUUCCAGGCCAUUGGUGGGUUAUUUAUUUGGUGUAAUGAUCUAUCCUAUUGGAAUGCACAGGGUUUCCAUUCCUUGGCAGUCACUCAGGAACAAGCAGGCAUUGGUGUCUUCAGGAGCUGCUAAGAACAAUUGAGGAAAUCUCAGAUGAUAAAUUCCUGUCAUUUGUGUGAAAUGAUGGGGAAGGUAUAGAUUACACCCAAUUACAUUGUUGGGAGUGGUCAAACAGGGAACCAAUGGAGCAGAAUAUCUAGGUUAGAAUCUCUAAGAUGUCACAUGAAGUAUCCAGUGGGGAUACACUGGGCUCUGAAACUUGGAAUAUUAGAGCAUUGGUGGCAGGCUUCAUAUAUUCUGAAGGAUUUAAUCUUGCAAUAGUUUACAAUUGGAGUAUUAUCUGAUGAUGGUUGAAGGUGCAGAAUAUAAUCCAGUAUCUGGCUUCAUUAGCUGGUAUAAUGAUCAUGCAUGACUGUUAUGCCUCUGGGACAAUGGUGUACCCUCUGCAUGCCCACUCAGUUUUGCAGGUUAAUGUUGGCAGUUGCUGACUAGAGUAGAAUGUUCGCUGAAAUCCCACUGUCUUGCAAUAGUUGUCACUCUGAAGAUUUGGAAGUUGUUGUGUGAAUGAUUUUCAUAUUCCCUGACUGUCAGCUGUAGUAUUUGCAUAUUGAUUGUUGUGUUUGUACAUGCAUUCACAGUCACCAGUAAUGCUUUUUGCUCAGAAAAUCAUUGUUUUAAAGUAACCAAGCUUUCAGUUCCUGUCUUGGGGGUGGAACAGUGAAAAAGCAAUAUUGGAGUAAGUGUUCAGUUCUAAGCAAGUCCAUUUGGUAGCUGGAUGGAAGCUGAGAUAAUUGUAAUUGAACAGCAAAAACGAGUACAACAUUGAACCCCAACUUGGUUAACAUUCACAAUGUGAAAGUGCUUUUGAAUUAAGAUCCAGAUGGAAGGGAAGAGGGUUUCUAAUGAGUCCUGCUACUUUAAUCUAGUACUAUGCAUAGAAUUUGGGAUUAAAUGUGUAUGUAUUAAAAUGAAACUGGGAUUGUGCAGGAAGAGACUGUACUUUCAGUUUAUGUGUAAUAGAUAUUAAUAGCCUAACAAGGACAAAUUAUGUUUCAUCUCAUGUAG
Hemiscyllium ocellatum (epaulette shark) is the source of this 3859-nucleotide messenger RNA. RefSeq names its product tryptophan 5-hydroxylase 1. Gene Ontology annotation, biological process: aromatic amino acid metabolic process; serotonin biosynthetic process. Bases 198 to 1679 code for a protein of 493 amino acids. The transcript has 12 exons. Gene Ontology annotation, molecular function: tryptophan 5-monooxygenase activity; iron ion binding. Lineage: Eukaryota; Metazoa; Chordata; Chondrichthyes; Orectolobiformes; Hemiscylliidae. The record is from RefSeq and is a predicted model, not a curated record. Gene Ontology annotation, cellular component: neuron projection.